Molecule: messenger RNA, 1104 nt
Organism: Penicillium argentinense
Lineage: Eukaryota; Fungi; Ascomycota; Eurotiomycetes; Eurotiales; Aspergillaceae
Gene: sakA
Product: mitogen-activated protein kinase HOG1
Exons: 9
Coding region: 1-1104 (367 amino acids)
Biological process (GO): cellular response to oxidative stress; osmosensory signaling pathway; protein phosphorylation
Cellular component (GO): cytoplasm; nucleus
Molecular function (GO): MAP kinase activity; ATP binding
Source: RefSeq, a predicted model, not a curated record
AUGGCGGAAUUCGUGCGGUCCCAGAUCUUCGGCACCACCUUCGAGAUCACCAGUCGGUACUCGGACUUGCAGCCGGUGGGCAUGGGAGCCUUCGGGCUCGUCUGCUCGGCGCGCGACCAAUUGACCGGCCAGCCUGUCGCGGUCAAGAAGAUUAUGAAACCGUUCAGCACUCCGGUUCUGUCCAAGCGCACCUACCGUGAACUGAAGCUCCUGAAGCAUCUUCGCCAUGAAAACAUCAUCAGCCUCAGCGAUAUCUUCAUCUCUCCCCUGGAAGACAUUUACUUCGUCACUGAGCUUCUGGGUACCGACCUCCACCGACUCCUUACUUCUCGCCCUCUCGAAAAGCAGUUCAUCCAGUACUUCCUCUACCAAAUUCUCCGUGGAUUGAAAUAUGUCCACUCCGCCGGUGUUGUCCACCGUGAUUUGAAGCCCAGCAACAUCCUGAUCAACGAAAACUGCGACCUGAAAAUCUGCGAUUUUGGUCUCGCCCGUAUCCAGGACCCACAGAUGACCGGCUACGUCUCAACAAGAUACUACCGGGCCCCCGAGAUCAUGCUCACGUGGCAGAAGUACGACGUUGAGGUGGACAUCUGGAGUGCGGGCUGCAUCUUCGCCGAGAUGCUGGAGGGCAAGCCGCUCUUCCCCGGAAAGGACCAUGUCAACCAAUUUUCGAUCAUCACUGAGCUGCUGGGUACUCCGCCCGACGAUGUGAUCCAGACCAUCUGCAGCGAAAACACCCUCCGGUUCGUCAAGUCCCUUCCGAAGCGUGAGCGCCAACCCCUGGCGAAUAAAUUCAAAAAUGCCGAUGCCGAUGCCAUCGAUCUGCUCGAGCGCAUGUUGGUAUUCGACCCCAAGAAGCGAAUCCGGGCCGGAGAAGCGCUGGCGCAUGAAUAUCUGGCCCCUUAUCAUGACCCCACCGACGAGCCGGUCGCACAAGAGAAGUUUGACUGGUCGUUCAAUGAUGCCGACCUGCCCGUGGACACUUGGAAAAUCAUGAUGUACUCGGAAAUUCUCGAUUUCCACAACAUCGACCAAGGCAACGAGGCCGGCCAGGCUCUGGUCGCGGGUCCGGUGCAGGGCAACCCUCCCCAGGCUUACGCAUGA